GGCAUUGUGUUUAUGGAUGUAUCUUUCAAGUGUUUAAUAGCAGCAGCAGCAGAGGUGACAGCAAUGUUUGCAUUUGGAGACUCAUUAACGGAUAACGGAAAUAACAAUUACCUCAAUUCUCUUGCAAAAGCCAACUACGUACCAUAUGGUGUUGAUUUUUAUCAAGGUCUUCCUUCUGGUCGUUUCAGUAAUGGCAAAACCAUCAUCGACUAUCUUGGAGAUCUGUUGGGACUUCCACUUCUUCCGGCCUAUGCAAGUCCUGAUGCUACAGGAAGAAGCAUUAUGCAAGGAGUGAACUAUGCUUCAGCUUCAGCAGGCAUUCUUGACGAAACGGGAAGGAAUCUGGGUGAACGAUUCAGCUUUAGGCAGCAAGUUGAGAACUUUGCAAGCAACCUGAAUCAACUAAAGAAUGAAAUGGAAGGGGAGCAGCUGAGCCAAUACCUGAGGAAAUCAUUAGCAGUUCUAAUCCUGGGAAGCAAUGAUUACAUCAAUAAUUAUUUGCUAACUCCUUUAUAUCCUACUCGCUAUAUAUACACACCCACAAGCUAUACAGAUCUUCUGAUACAGCAAUACGCUAUGCAAAUCUCAGCACUGUAUAGUUUAGGACUCACAAAGUUCUUCAUAGCAGGGAUUGGGCCCCUAGGCUGCAUUCCUAAUCAACUAGCGACCAAUUCUGCUCCACCUGGAACAUGUGCAUCAUUCGCAAAUGACUUGGCAGUCAUGUUUAACACACAACUCAGAUCUCUAGUCAUUCAACUUCACAAAAAUUAUACUGAUGCCGUGUUUAUUUAUGGGAACACCUACAGUGCUGUCACUGACAUAUUAAACAACCCCAAUACCUACGGAUUCACAGUUACUGAUAGAGGGUGUUGUGGUAUUGGAAGAAAUCAAGGUCAGAUAACGUGCCUUCCAUUUUCAGCCCCAUGCAUCAACAGAGACCAACAUGUUUUUUGGGAUGCCUUCCAUCCUACCCAAGCAGUAAAUCGAAUUCUAGCUGAAAAGGCAUACAAUGGUCCAACAUCUGAUUGCUAUCCGAUGAAUGUCAAACAAUUGGCAGAAUUAUAA
Cynara cardunculus var. scolymus (artichoke) is the source of this 1065-nucleotide messenger RNA. RefSeq names its product GDSL esterase/lipase At5g08460-like. Lineage: Eukaryota; Viridiplantae; Streptophyta; Magnoliopsida; Asterales; Asteraceae. Gene Ontology annotation, molecular function: hydrolase activity, acting on ester bonds. The transcript has 5 exons. Bases 13 to 1065 code for a protein of 350 amino acids. The record is from RefSeq and is a predicted model, not a curated record.